AUGGGCAAUUGAACGGCUUCUCAAGCCAAUGAUUCGUAUGUUCCAGCUGGGAGGAAAAAGCCUCUCCUCAGUAAACCUGGAAAAAGAAAGAAUAAACUUUACACCAAUACUAAUGAAAAACAAGCCUUAAGAGAUGAAGACAGCAAUUCGUUUGGAUCUUGUUCAGAUUACAAAUGUCAAGGUUCUUCUGGAGGCUCAGGCUGUUACCAGAAAAUGAAGACUAACUCAAGUUCUUUUGCUGCUAAUUCCUCAGAACAGAAUUUUAAGAGAUUUCGCUCGCUUGAGAGUACUUCUGGAGUUCAAGAACGAUCCGUGAGUAAGAACCCAACCAAAGAUCUCCUAUCAGAGUGAAUGAAGGACCAUGAGAAGAUCGAUUACGACUACUGAAAGAUGCUAAUUUCUCAGUGAUAUUCUGAAAAAUUACUAAAAGAAAUUAGCCCGUACACACAAGAAUCUGUUCUGCAUUAUUGCUGAUAUCGGGGCCAUUUAGAUUUAAUUGAAGCUUUGUUGAAACGCCAACCGAAACUGGUAAAACUAAAAGACUUAAAUUGUAACACAGCAUUUCAUUCGUUGUGUAAAAAUAUUACCAGCUCGGAACAUGACUUAGGGGCUAUCUUCCUAAAGCUCAAGAAAUACAGGAUAAAUAUUGCUUCUAAGAAUGAAGAUGGGAGGACAGGAAUUGACCUCUUAAUACAGAGGAUCAGGCAGAAAUAACCCAUAUGAUGGAAAUCUCCACAGUAUCAGACUUUUGUAUGGAAAAGUUCUGGAUUCCAUCCCUGUGGAGUAUUACAACAGGAUCAAGAGUAAUAAGAACUUUAUUACCAAGGAGAGACUUCUGGAGACAGAUCUAUCUGAUAUUAGCAGCAUGAAGUCUAUCAGUAUUGCUACAACAGCAAAAUAA
Molecule: messenger RNA, 901 nt
Organism: Moneuplotes crassus
Lineage: Eukaryota; Ciliophora; Spirotrichea; Euplotida; Euplotidae
Source: the annotation of a GenBank genome assembly